This is a messenger RNA of Naegleria gruberi, 2349 nucleotides long. RefSeq names its product ubiquitin activating enzyme E1. Gene Ontology annotation, biological process: protein modification by small protein conjugation. The record is from RefSeq and is a predicted model, not a curated record. The coding region runs from base 28 to 2349 and encodes 773 amino acids. The transcript has 4 exons. Gene Ontology annotation, molecular function: ubiquitin-like modifier activating enzyme activity. NCBI's taxonomy places the organism in Eukaryota, Heterolobosea, Eutetramitea, Acrasida, Naegleriidae. Gene Ontology annotation, cellular component: cytoplasm.
AACCAAAGGAAUACUCAAAGUUGUUCAAUGUUGGUCGAGUUGACCAAAAAUUUAAUCCUUUUAGGAUUCAAAGCCAUGGCUCUUGUUGCUAUUGAAGAAGGAGAUUUGUCAACAAUCCAUUUUGAUAGUUAUGUGAAAGGAGAAAAUUUCCAAGAAGAAAUUCACCGAUUAAACCCUGACUCAAAUGUGAAGCAAGUUUCAGCAGAUGAAGUUUCUAAUAAUUUGAAACAGUUCUCAUGUAUUGUUAAAUGUGGAAUUGAAAAAUCAAAUUUUAAUGAUCUUUCUAAUACAAUAGUUAGUGUUCAAGUGAGUGGGCUUAUUGGAAGAAUAUUGACUAUUCCAAAAAGUGAAACGGAGCAAAUUCCUCAUUUUCACAGAAGCUGUUUAGAUGGUCCUAUUCUCAAUGCAAUAUUUGAGAACACUUCAUUAGAAGAAUUCUCAACUCUUGUUUCUAAUUUUAUUGACAAUAUGGAUGUCAACACCUUGUUUGAUUUAUUUACAGAAAAGAUGGAAGAAAUGGAAAAUCCAAUUGACUCAUAUGACGAGAAUGAAGUUAAAGAUCAAUUGUUAAAUUUCUAUCAUGAAAAAUUCAUUCAACACGAGAAAGUUAGAGAAACUUCCAAUUAUGCAAUGAUUUUGGAGCUGUCAAAAGAAAAGCACCCAUAUUAUUUCUUUUUUGAUCAAUUAUCUUUGGCUCCAAGCCAACUCAAAAUUCAAGAGCUAGGUCUUGAGGAUUUGAAUAUUUUAAUUGUUGGUGCUGGAGCAAUAGGUUGUGAAUUGGUAAAGAACUUGAUGGUCAUGAAUGCAUGUACUACUAGAGGUUCAAUGUACGUGACAGAUAUGGAUAGUAUUGAGUUGACAAAUCUUAAUCGUCAAUUUUUCUUCUCUCAAAGUGAUAUUGGAUCAAAGAAAUCUCAAAUAUUGAAAAAGAUGGUCAACUACUUUAAUUCAAAGGUCAAUAUUGAAUCGUUUGAAGAAAAGUUGACCAGUGACAGUGAAUCAUAUCUUAAUCAAGAUUCAUUCUGGUCUUCCAUUGACGUUGUUUUUGGUGCAGUAGAUAAUGACCAUGCAAGACAAUUCCUCUCUCACAAGUGUAAUCUUUACAAAAUUCCAUUCAUCAACUCUGGAACUCAAGGAUUUUACUCACAAAAUUCAUUCCAUCUCUACGCCUCAACAAAGCCCUUCCACAAUGAGAAUCAAAAAACAGAGGAGGAAGAAAGAGAAGAGAUCAGAACAUCCUGCACACUGAAAAGCAAUCCUGAAAAACAUGAAGAUUUAAUCAUGUGGAGUAAAAUGAAAUACGAAGAUUAUUUCACAAGAAUGGUCCCAAGAUUAUUAGAAAGGGUUGAACUUGGAAAUGUCAAUAAUCACCUCUAUGUGCUUGCACGUGAGGUGUUUAAUCAGUUAUUUGUCAGUCCAUUCCAAGAAAAUACACUUUGCAAUUUGGAUGAAUUGAAUGAAGAUAACAAGAUUCAAUAUUUCCUUAAUGAAUCGGUAGAGUUUACUCCACGUCCUGCUAAAUUGAAUUAUGAAAAGGAGAGUCACUUCUCAUUUAUGAAUACUACUAUUUAUUUACUGUACAGACAUCUUGAUAAUAAUGAUUUGAUUCCAUCAACAAGAUCUGUAUCAAGUGUUGAAUUUCCAUUCAUGCCAUUGACAAGGGAAGAAUUGCAACAAUAUGAAAAUAAGUUUCACCACCAAAUAACUAUUCCUGAAAAAAGUGAAGAGAUGACUCACUCAAAUAUGAAGGUCAAUUCACCAUUCAAACCUUUAGUAUAUGAAAAAGAUGAUGAUUUGAUGGUUCAGUUCGUUCAAGACACUUCCAAUAUUAGGGCAGAAAACUUUUUCCUUUUUGGGAGGAAACUUUGUAAGCCAAUUGAGUUUUUCAAAGCAAAGAAAAUAGCUGGAGCAAUUCAUCCAGCUCUGAUUACUACCACAUCCGUGGCAGCAUCAAUUCAAUGUUUUCAUUUACUUCAAUAUCUUCAACAGUUGAAUCAAUAUUCAAAGAAACUUUCCUAUAUCAAGUAUAAUAUCUGUUUGGAUGAUUUAGACAUUCAUUAUGAGAACAUUUCUGAUAAUAUUAAAGAAAUUCAUAUGAAAUUUACAGAUACCAUUGAGGAAUUGGUGAAGGAAGCUAGAACACUCAAUCAGGAGAUGGACACAAUUUUCAUUACAAAUUCCAAGGGAGAAACUGGUUCUUUAUUUGCUCCAUCAAUAUUCUCAGAACAUAACGAGCAAUCAUACUUGACUACUCCUCUAGCCUCUCUAUUAAAAUCGAAUGAAAAGAUGAGAAUCCUUAAUAUUUCUUCAGAACAAGAGGAAAUUACAGUUCAUCUCAUCUUGCAAUAA